Acipenser ruthenus (sterlet) is the source of this 3038-nucleotide messenger RNA. RefSeq names its product zinc finger and BTB domain-containing protein 16-A. The record is from RefSeq and is a predicted model, not a curated record. The coding region runs from base 287 to 2242 and encodes 651 amino acids. NCBI's taxonomy places the organism in Eukaryota, Metazoa, Chordata, Actinopteri, Acipenseriformes, Acipenseridae. The transcript is spliced from 7 exons. Gene Ontology annotation, molecular function: protein binding. Gene Ontology annotation, biological process: regulation of immune system process; negative regulation of transcription by RNA polymerase II; regulation of cytokine production.
CGCAAAGAUUUUAAAUACAGAAUACAACAAAAUAUAUAUUAUUGCAUUUACAAUGAAAGAAUCACGUGUGUCAAUUAGUGUGUUUUGUAACACCACUAAUUGAAAUCGCUGAUCAAUUUGGACGGAGCAUUUUUUUUUUUUUUGGUCCGAUUGUACCAGUAAUUUUAAGUGUGCACGGAUCGGGAAGCAUCGGGAUUCAAUAAGGUUUAUCUUGUUUACAAAGAUAACUUGGUACACAGCAGAGGAAACGACAGCCUAAUGAGUUGGUCCAACAGACAUCAACGCUAUGGAUUUGACUAAAAUGGGAAUGAUCCAACUGCAGAACCCCAACCACCCCACAGCGCUUCUGCUGAAGGCCAACCAGAUGCGCCUGGCAGGGACGCUGUGUGAUGUGGUCAUCAUGGUGGACAACCAGGAAUUCCACGGCCACCGAACAGUGUUGGCUUGCACUAGUAAGAUGUUCGAGAUCCUGUUUCACCGAAGCAGCCAUCAUUACACUUUGGACUUUCUCUCACCAAAGACGUUCCAGCAGAUUUUGGAGUAUGCCUACACUGCGACACUCCAAGCUAAAGUGGAAGACUUGGAUGACCUGCUGUACGCAGCAGAGAUCUUAGAGAUAGAAUACUUAGAAGAACAAUGCCUGAAGAUCCUGGAAACCAUCCAGGCUUCGGACGAGAAUGAUACUGAAGUCAACAUGAACGAAGGUGGCGCUGAGGAUGACGAAGACCGCAAGGCCAAGUACAUCAAGAACAUGUCAAAGAAGCAUUCCAUGGAGGAAGGUGGUUAUGCCAAUGCAGCCCAACAGGGUCUGGCCACAGGUACAAUGGUAGAUCAAAGUCCUUCUGUUUCAACAUCAUUUGGACUUUCCACCAUGAGCCCCACAAAGGCUGCAGUGGAUAGCCUGAUGAGCAUCGGGCAGUCUCUUCUGCAAAGCUCUUUUCAACAAGCUCAAGUGAAGACAGAGAUAAUGCAAGUGGAUGAAGUGUCGGGCCAGGAGAGCCCAGCGACGUCCGAAUCCACUUCUUCCAGCGGGGACAAGAGUGGCGAUUCGGAUAAAAACAAGGACGGCCCUGGAACACCUACCCGCAGCAGCGUGAUCACAAGUGCCCGUGAACUGCAUUACGUUCGUGACGAGAGCGUGAGCGAUCAGCAGGGCGAGAUGGGCCAAGUGGGGCUGGAAAGCCUGGCUUCUCUGCACGAGAAGCACCUCGCUUCUUUGUACUCUCUGCCGCCCAACCAUAAAACUGAAACGCUGCUGUCGGUGCCAGCUUCCAUGGCGUCUGCCCUCCACAUGCAGCCAGCACUCGCCAUGUCUGUGGACUUCACUGCUUACGGGGGGCUUUUGCCCCAGAGCUUCAUUCAGAGGGAGUUCUUUAACAAGCUGGGGGAGCUUGCGGCAGGGAUGAAGCCAGAUCACAGGAGCCAGCAUGAGCGCUGCAAUGUAUGCGGGGCGGAGCUGCCAGAUAAUGACGCCGUGGAACAACACAGGAAGCUACACAGUGGAAUGAAGACCUAUGGGUGUGAGCUUUGUGGAAAGAGAUUCCUGGACAGUUUGCGGCUCAGGAUGCACCUGCUGUCUCAUUCAGCUGGUGCGAAACCCUUCGCCUGUGAUCAGUGUGGAGCACAGUUCUCACAGGAAGAUGCUUUGGAGGCCCAUAGACAAACACAUACAGGGUCCGAUAUGGCCAUCUUCUGCCUGCUGUGUGGCAAGCGCUUCCAGACACAACCGGCCUUGCAGCAGCACAUGGAGGUCCACGCGGGGGUGAGGAGCUACAUCUGCAGUGAGUGCGACCGAACCUUCCCCAGCCACACCGCCCUGAAGCGCCACCUCCGCUCCCAUACAGGCGACCACCCGUUCGAGUGUGAGUUCUGCGGGAGCUGCUUCCGGGACGAGAGCACCCUGAAGGGGCACAAGCGCAUUCACACCGGAGAGAAACCCUACGAGUGCAACGGCUGUGGCAAGAAAUUCAGCCUCAAACACCAGCUGGAGACCCACUACCGUGUGCACACAGGAGAGAAACCAUUUGAGUGCAAACUGUGCCACCAGCGUUCCCGCGACUACUCCGCUAUGAUCAAGCACCUGCGCACCCACAACGGAGCCUCCCCUUACCAGUGCACCAUCUGCCUGGAGUACUGUCCCAGCCUCUCCGCCAUGCAGAAGCACAUGAAGGGACACAAGCCGGAGGAUGUGCCCCCAGACUGGAGGAUAGAGAAGACCUACCUGUAUCUGUGCUACGUCUGAGCGAAACAAGAAGGAGAAGAUGGGGAACAGAAUAGUACAAGUGAAAGGGCUGGGCAGAGGAUAAAAAGGAAGGAGGGAAAAGGAGGGCUCGGUUUGUAAGACUGGGGGAAUUGUGACCUGUUUUUCAGGUGUGCACUUUCUGCAGAACUGACCACUGCUUAAAAAAAAAAAAAAAAAAAUACUGAAUUACACACAGAUACACACAAACAACAUAGGAUUUCUGUAAGUACUUGUGGAAUAACAACAACUAUUUCAUGCUUUCAAGUCUCUUUCUUAACUUCACAGAACCCGGGAGAGGGUUAUGAUAAGCUUGCCAGUUUUUAAGGUUUGAAAAUCAAAACAAGGUUGUGCCAAUAGCCCACAGCCAAUAGAUCAAAACAGAGCAGGAUCCCAGUAUUGAGCCAGUGCCCAGAUUGUAGGGAGGAAAGAUGGGUCUGUACUGGCUGUGGCAGUCCUUGUUUUGAGGUGUGUUUUGACUCCUUGUUGUUGUUGCUGACCAGUAAUAAGUGAAAGGGUAGCUCAGCCCCACACAGUGUUAAAUAAAUAACCCCUCCCCUGCUGGCAGAUUGUCUUUGUUAUUCAUCGUGGCUUAUGUUAUGACACGCUGUGGAUGCUUUGAAUAAGGCUCCCCCUGCUGGACAUGCCCCAGAUGGAUACCGAGAGCACUUAAAUCCCCAAUGCUUGCAGCCUUUACCAUGUGUCAUGAUUCGUAUAACGGCUGUCCCCAGAAUAGUGGUGGGAAUUCGUAUACCAUUUUAAAACAAGUUACGCAAUAUGAAAUGACCCCCCCCCCCCC